Molecule: messenger RNA, 1164 nt
Organism: Penicillium roqueforti
Lineage: Eukaryota; Fungi; Ascomycota; Eurotiomycetes; Eurotiales; Aspergillaceae
Product: PQ-loop repeat-containing protein
Exons: 2
Coding region: 1-1164 (387 amino acids)
Biological process (GO): basic amino acid transmembrane export from vacuole
Cellular component (GO): fungal-type vacuole membrane
Source: RefSeq, a predicted model, not a curated record
AUGUUUCCCUCGCAGGCGGCUAAUUUGAACAUCGAGGCCCUUAGCGGCAUCUGUGGAUCAAUCUCUAUUGCCUGUUGGGUUGUCGUCUUCUCCCCUCAAAUCAUCGAGAACUUCCGACGUGGCUCUGCAGAUGGCCUCUCUCUCAUCUUCCUCAUCAUCUGGUUGGCUGGCGAUGUGUUCAACAUCCUUGGUGCCGUCCUACAAGGCGUGCUUCCUACCAUGAUCAUCCUUGCAGUAUACUACACUUUAGCAGAUAUUGUUCUGCUGGGACAGUGCUUCUAUUACCGGGGAUUCAACCUCAAGGAGGAGCUAUCUCCAUCCGCCACACCGGACCUUUUUGCAGCCAACGGUACUUCCGACGAGGAGCGGAAUAGUGCCGAACAUGAACCAGCGCCAACAGAGAGAUCAUCCCUUAUUCCAAAGCCCAACGGCCAUGUCCAAAUCCAGGACCCGGCUACAAACGUAGCGGGACAGCAACCCGAAGACCAUACACAAAUGCCGUCCGCCGGACGACGGCACUCGACAAACUCUUUCCAUGAUAUCUUCUCCUCGGUGGAUGCCACCCAUCUGUCACCCGCAACGCCCUUCUUCGAACCCACUUCCGAUUGUGCGCGCCGCCGUGCUCAACUCGCUCGUCGUCGCCGCAUCUCCGUCCUCCAGUCCAUCCUUUUCAACUUCACGGCCGUCGCUCUAGUCUGUGCUGCAGGCGUGGUGGGCUGGUUCGUCAGCCCGGCAGCAAAGCCAGCAUCGCCAGACCCGGAACCUAUCACCAUGGAUGUUCUGGGUCAAGUAUUCGGCUAUUUCUGUGCAGCUUUGUACCUUGGAUCACGUCUGCCCCAGCUUCUCUUGAACUACCGCCGCAAAUCAACGGAUGGUGUUUCCCUGCUGUUCUUCCUCUUUGCUUGCAUUGGAAACUUGACUUAUGUGCUUUCUAUUAUGGCAUACUCGCCUGUUUGCCAUGGUGGGUCGACUGAGGAGGUCCUGGGCCAUCACAGCCACCGUGCGCAUUGUCGUCCUGGCGAGGCGGCUGCGCUGUAUGGCCGGUAUGUAUUGGUGAACUUGUCGUGGCUGAUUGGCAGCGCUGGUACGCUGCUGCUGGAUAUGGCGAUCUUUAUACAAUUUUUCCUAUACCGCGAUAGCAAGGGCGAGGAAGAGGAAGAGUAA